AUGCUCAAGUCUACGCACAAAGCGGCGCCAUUGGCUCCUCUGCCGCCGGGAUGGACCGAACACCAGGCUCCGACUGGCCACACCUAUUACUACAAUGCCGAAACCAAGGAAUCGACAUACAAGCGACCGGGCGUCCAGCCAGCUCAAGUCGGACCCCAGCCUUCCUUCAAUCCCUACGGCGCCGUACCGAAUCUCUCGGAUCCAAGAGUCGCAAAUGCCUACAUGGCGCAGUUCAACCAGCCGCCGCCCCAGGCGCAAAGGGGCGGCUUUGGCGGCGCUCGAGGCGGAUUCGAAGGACGGCCGCGGCCACAGCCUGUGGACAAGCCCAGGAGAAAAGAGGCAAUUCCCGGGUGCGAGCCGUGGAUUCUGGUGUACACAAAGUAUUCGCGACGCUUCGUGUACAACCCACUGAAGAAUGCGAGCUACUGGCGCAUACCUGAGAAGCUCAUGCCCGCCAUUUUGGAAAUGGACAAGAAGCGGAUACUCAGGUCGACGGCGGGCGAGGACGAGAAGGAAGCAGAUGACGAUCAAACGAAAGAGGAGGAGAGCAAAGAAGCUGAAAAGACAGCUGCGGAUGCCGACUACGAAAGCGAUGCAUACAUGUACGACGAGAUCGAGGUGGAUGACGAAGGCCAGGUCGUAGAUCGAGAAGGGGACGAAAACGAGGACGACGAGCACUCUUCAAAGCGACAACGGAUCGAAAUGGGAGAUGAGCAAGGCCGAGGCCCCACUGAAUUCACAGAAGAAGAUAUCAUUGCCCAGCUACAAGCCAUGGGCGAAGACUACGGUCUCGAGCCUGGAGACUACGACGACGGCAAUAUGGAGGACUGGCCCGAAGGCGCAGAGGGCGUGGAAUUCUCAGAAGAAGACGCAAAGUUUCUAUUCAAAGAUAUGCUCAUCGACCUCAACAUCAACCCCUACAGCUCGUGGGACAAGCUUCUGGAGGAGGGCAAAAUCGUCGAGGAUCCCCGCUACACGGCCUUGGGCACGACAAAGGCGCGAAAGGAGUGCUGGGACGAGUGGACGCGGGAAAAGAUUGCCGAGCUAAAGGAGCAGCGGGCCAAGCAGGAGAAGAAGGACCCCAAGAUUGCGUGGAUGGCGUUUCUACAAGAAAAGGCAUCACCGAAGCUGUAUUGGCCUGAGUUCAAGAGGAAAUACAGAAAAGAGGACCCCAUGAAGGAUAUGAAGCUGUCGGAUAAGGAUCGAGAAAAAUCGUACCGAGAACACAUUAACCGUCUCAAGAUGUCGCAGACGACGCUCAAAUCCGACCUCUCAGCCCUCCUCAAAGCACAGCCGAUACACCUCCUGCAUAACAAGUCGCUUGCCAAUGGCUUGCCGGCGCAGGUCCUCACGGAUAUACGCUACAUUUCUCUCGAGCCUAAAAUCCGGGAUCCUUUGGUCGAAGCCUACGUGCAGACAUUGGCGCCGCCUCCUGAAGAUAUUGCCUCUGCGGUUGAAGAUGAAGAGCAGAGAAAGGCGCGCGAGGCUAAAGAGAAGAGGGAAAAGGCGUUGGAGGAGCGGAACAGGGUGAUUGAGGAGCAGAGGAGGAGGCGGGAGAGGGAUGUGGCUGUGAGCAAGGCGAGGUUGAGAGAGGAAGAGAGGGAGCUGGAGGUUGCGAUGAGGGUUGGGAAAAGGGGGUUGCAGAGCCAGUUGGCGAGCAUGAAGCCUCAGGAGGAGCAGCAAGAAGAAAAGGGGGAGUCAUGA
Trichoderma gamsii is the source of this 1704-nucleotide messenger RNA. RefSeq lists its product as hypothetical. Bases 1 to 1704 code for a protein of 567 amino acids. The record is from RefSeq and is a predicted model, not a curated record. Lineage: Eukaryota; Fungi; Ascomycota; Sordariomycetes; Hypocreales; Hypocreaceae. Gene Ontology annotation, cellular component: nucleus. The transcript has a single exon. Gene Ontology annotation, molecular function: transcription coregulator activity; RNA polymerase binding.